AUGAUGGAGCUAGUUCCUGUAUUACUGAUAGGCUUACUGUUACCGGGCCAAGCUAAUCUUCGGGACCACAUUGAGCAACAGUUCGACCUCGAGACUACACGGUCCCAGUUAGCUGAGACAGGUCAUGUACAACUUGCUGGCUAUGCCGAACGAGCGAUCGGUCUGAUGCAGCGCUUUUGCGCACCGGCUCGUGAUGAAGAAGUGGCUCGACUCCGCGAGAUUGAGGAUCCUGUCGAGCUAUUUCGGUAA
This is a messenger RNA of Protopolystoma xenopodis, 249 nucleotides long. Lineage: Eukaryota; Metazoa; Platyhelminthes; Monogenea; Polystomatidea; Polystomatidae. The record is from the annotation of a GenBank genome assembly.